Molecule: messenger RNA, 531 nt
Organism: Eremothecium sinecaudum
Lineage: Eukaryota; Fungi; Ascomycota; Saccharomycetes; Saccharomycetales; Saccharomycetaceae
Gene: ADI1
Product: acireductone dioxygenase (Ni2+-requiring)
Exons: 1
Coding region: 1-531 (176 amino acids)
Molecular function (GO): acireductone dioxygenase [iron(II)-requiring] activity
Source: RefSeq, a predicted model, not a curated record
AUGGUUCAAGCUUAUUUGCACGAUAAUGACACUUCGCAAGACUUUAGGAAGCUCCAUAAUAGUGGGAAAGCUGUCACUAUUGAACAUCUAGAAAAGAUAGGUGUAAUAUACAGAUACUGUAAAACAGAAAAAGAAGUUGAUGACUUAGCAAGAGAACGUAACUACUCAAACCGGGACGUUGUCCUGAUAAAACCAGAUGUUUUCCCCACUUCUGCUAGCUACUUAGAUAAACUCAAAAUGUUCUAUGCUGAGCACCUUCACGAAGAUGAAGAAAUCCGUUAUGUAUUGGAAGGAAGUGGUUACUUUGAUGUGAGAGACCCCAUAACAAAUGAGUGGAUUCGCAUACUACUAGUUGAGCAUGAUUUGAUAGUUAUACCUGCAGGUUUGUACCAUAGGUUCGUGGUAACAGAGGCAAACUUUAUUAAGGCGUUAAGACUGUUCAAAGAUGAGCCAAAAUGGCAAGCACUAUAUAAACCAGAGGCUGAUAACAACCCUAUAUUAAAGGAUUACCUUUCAAGCAUCAAUGUUUAG